Messenger RNA from Callorhinchus milii (elephant shark), 5738 nucleotides. RefSeq names its product CAP-GLY domain containing linker protein 3 (gene clip3). The record is from RefSeq and is a predicted model, not a curated record. NCBI's taxonomy places the organism in Eukaryota, Metazoa, Chordata, Chondrichthyes, Chimaeriformes, Callorhinchidae. Gene Ontology annotation, cellular component: microtubule plus-end; nucleus; cytoplasm. Gene Ontology annotation, molecular function: microtubule plus-end binding. The coding region runs from base 274 to 2421 and encodes 715 amino acids. The transcript is spliced from 16 exons. Gene Ontology annotation, biological process: cytoplasmic microtubule organization.
CAAGUACUUUUUAUCCAGUGACUUGCAUUAGAACUGGUUCCUAAAAUUGCAGUGAACUGUUUGGCUCAUGAUCUCUGAAGGAUUGAGUCUAUACUUUUGCUUUCUGAGAGACUUAAGAGUGGACUGACUUUAUGUCCCUUAUUAAUAUGGUUGUGAAUUUCCUAGCUCGUAUGCACCUUCUACGAUAACAGUUUGAAAAUAGUAGACUCUCCGAGUACUUUGCAUGGAUUUUGUGGAGCAUCGGUGACGUGGGAAGAAGGAACUGGCAUUGAAAUGACUAAAGAAGACCCCUUUGUCGAAUCCUCACAUGACGGAAGCUCUGUGUGCAGAAAUUACAGCCCAGUAUCCUCAGAUUCUGAGAGAGCAGUUGUCUACCCAGUAGCUUCUGCACCUAUGCCUACAGAUUGCGACUUUUCUUUCUUUGAUCCACAAGACCCAGCAUGCCAGAGAAUCCUACAUGAUCCCAAAUCGACAAUUUCUGAGCUCUUUGCUAUUUUACGGCAAUGGGUCCCACAAGUCCAGCAGGAGAUUGAUGUGAUUGGAAAUGAGAUUCUGAACCGAGGAUGUCACGUAAAUGACCGAGAUGGUCUUACCGAUAUGACUCUGUUGCACUAUGCCUGCAAAGCUGGAGCUCAAGGUAUUGGAGAUGCCGAGAUUGCAGCCAAGUUUGCUGCUCAGCUCAUAGACAUGGGAGCUGAUGUGACUCUCCGUAGCUGCUGGACAAACAUGAAUGCCUUGCACUACGCAGCUUACUUUGAUGUCCCUGAAUUGAUCAGAGUUGUUCUGAAAGGUGCUAAGCCUGGAGAGGUGGAUGCUACCUGCAGUGAUUUCAGCUUUGGAACUUCCCUGCACAUUGCAGCAUCAAACCUCUGUUUGUCAGCUGUGAAAUCUUUAUUAGAACACGGAGCCAAUCCUGUCUUUAAGAACGACAAAGGGCAGUUGCCGGCUGAUAUUGUUCCUGAUCCACUGGAUAUGCCACUAGAGAUGGCAGAUGCGGCUGCAGUUGCUAAAGAACUGAAGCAGCUGCUUUUGGAUGAAUUACCUCUGGAGUGCGACAUAUCGAUGGCCCUGUUGACAAACUAUGAUCACAUCUCAGGGAAGGCACUACUGAUGUCACUGGGGCUCAAGCUGGGAGAGAGAGUGAUGAUUGCAGGGCAAAAGCUCGGAACAUUGCGAUUUUGUGGCACCACUGAAUUUGCCAGUGGCCAAUGGGCUGGGAUUGAGCUGGAUGAGCCAGAGGGGAAGAAUGAUGGUAGCGUUGGAGGCAUUCAAUAUUUCAGCUGUCCUGACAAAUAUGGCAUUUUUGCUCCACUCUCUAAAGUGAGUAAAGGGCUGGAGCAGAAAAAGAGCUCGACAAAGAACUCGCCAAUUAAGAAUUUAUCGCCUGUUAAGACAUUGGCCCCCGUCCGAUCGCAGAGAAUGGACUUGUCACAUGUAACAUCAAAGAUAAACACAGGUCUUCCUCCUUCCAAAAAGCAUGUUGCAAAACGGUGCACUCCUCCAAUUCGGGACAUUUCCAAACCUCAGAGUGGAACAGAAGCCUCUCUGCCUGGGUCCACCUGCUCCUCCUCUUCUACCUCGUCUGUAGAGAGUAGACAAUCCAGACAAAGGCAGCCACCGGCACUGCUACGGAACCUGUCCCAGCCAAAGAAGCCGGCAAAAAAGCCAACGCCAGCCAUGACCAGGACUGCCACGGGUUUGCGAAAGCGAGCUCCAUCAGUUGGAAACCUGAAGUCUGACGAUAGUGAGAUCCAGAUUGGAGAUAGUGUGGUUGUGGUGGGUCAGAGAAGUGGAGUCGUCCGAUUCUAUGGGAAGACGGAUUUUGCACCAGGUUAUUGGUAUGGGAUUGAGCUGGAUAAACCCAAUGGCAAGAAUGAUGGCUCUGUAGGAGGAGUGCAGUAUUUCACCUGUCCACCAAAACGUGGAGUUUUUGCUCCUCCGUCAAGAGUUCAGAGGCUGACCAAGACGUUGGAUUCUCUGUCCGAUAUUCCUUCCGGUAAAUUGAAUCAUUCAUUUCUAGGUUUCCAGCGGAGUUACAGCAGCUCAUCGGCCCUUCCAUCUCCAAGGGAGCCGAAACGAAAGAUCUCAUCGCCAAGACCAAAAAACGCAGUUUUGCGUCGGAGCUGGAGUAGUGCAAACGGAAGUGCCGCUGAGGGCACCGUGAAACUACAAGAAGGCUCGCAAGUGCUCCUGACCAGCUCCAAUGAGAUAGGUGCCAUCAGGUACAUUGGGCCCACGGAGUUCGCCCCCGGAGUGUGGCUGGGACUGGAGCUGCGCUCGCCUAAAGGAAAAAACGACGGCUCAGUGGGCGAGAAACGCUACUUCACUUGCAAAUCAAACCACGGGGUCCUGGUACGACCGAGCAGGGUCACCUACCGAGGGAUUAACGGAGGCAAAUUGGUGGACGAUAUUCCUGGAUGAAGGAUUGCUGGUAGCAAGGUGAUGGAGGACGGGGAAAGGUGGUAGAUGGAGAAAGGUGGUAGAUGGAAUGUUUGCACGACGAGUGAGUCCGAGCAGGAAAGUGAAGAGGGUUAGAGACGGAGCAGAAGAUUCGUGAUAAGAAUCAAAGUGUGAGAGAGAUGAGUAAACCUUUACAGUGCUAUUUGAAUGGGUGGAGGUUUAUACACAGAUCCACGCAGGCUACAUAUAUUUAACAUGCAGCUUUUGCUUCAAUCUGAUGUCAAUGAGCAUCAAUGUCAGACUGGUGAGAGACAUUUAAGCGACCAGUAGGUUUUAAAUAGACGAUGCUUCAUAACUUUCCUUGGGAGGGGGCAGGAUUCACCUGAGGCUGACCUGGCUUUGAGGAGACAUGAUUGGAAAGAAUCUGGCAUGUAGUCCUAGAGGAUUAGGACAUGUACUCAACCCUGGGAGCCAAAGCCGUAAGGGUAGGAUGAUCCUAGCUGAUUAACCAUUAUUAUUAUUAUUAUUAUAAUGCUUUGUUAUACAAAAGUGACCAAUACUAUCUACAGUAUAUAGGUGUAUGAAAACAGAAACCCAGAGUUAUUUUGUUGUUGGCAUGAUAAAUGGGUACAGUGUUAGCUUGUCACUCUUGAGGAGCAAACGCACAUAAUAAUACUCCUCGCAUUUGAUAUAGCGCCUUAUCACAUCGUCGCGACGUCUCAAAGCGCUUCACAUAACUGACGCAUUGCUUUCAUACUAACUGCCUAUCCCUAGUUGCCCACAACUCCAGGCUGCCUGCCCUUCUUUACUAUUCAAUCAGAACUCCGCCUCGCCCAAAGAAAUCUAGCAUUGUAAAUGUUGUAACGGGAGAAACGAUUCCGCUCAGAAGGCAAAAGGAAAUAUGAUGCACUUUUGAAUUUUUUAAAACAAAAUAAUAUAUAUUUCAAUAGGUUUUCAGAAGAGAUGAGUGUUGUUAUUUUGGAAUAUCGGUGUUUAAGGUGUGACGUCUUGUAUAUUGCCAAUAAUGCACUUCAUAGCACAGUGCAUGCCUCUUAAUGGGAACAGUCACCGUGACCAGCAAUCGUUCCUUUUAACCAUUCACUCCUAUUACGCAAACACCAUAUAUAGAGAUGGUGAUUGACAGGAUUGUGCAAUGUGCCAAAGAGCUGAAGUCAGAGUUCCAGCUGUUUGUGUUUGGUGACAGAAGACUGUAAAGACCGAGUGAAGCUGCUCAGGCUAUCUCCCUUUAUUUUCAGAAGUUUUAUCUGCACUCAUCUGAAGGAGUCAGACCACUGGUUUUAAACACACUGUACAAAUUUGAAUUUGAUUUACCGCACGCAGAUUCACUCUUGCCCAUCAUUUCUGUUUAACGUUCUUACAUCUGCUAAAGCAGGAAUUGAUGCGAUCAAUGGGUAAGAAGCGUGCCUAGCAUGCAGAAACUCCAGUCUAUACUGUUUUCUCUCUUCACCUUUCCUCUCUCCCCCCCCCACCUCCCCCACACACAUACACAAACACAUCAGAAUAUAGUGUAAGGGACCCCUCCUCGAGAAAAAAUGUUCCAUUAACUGGCUUGCACUGUAUAUGAGAGGUUUAGAAAUCUCAAUAGUGUUCGAGUUAAAUAUUGUACGGGUUCAUUGUGUUAUUCGCCUGAGUAGACCAGACCUCUCUGAUCUCUCAAAUUAAAAGUUAGAGACAGUAGUCUUUCCUUCCUUGCCUACGUGGACAAAUAACUCUUCAGACACACAUGCCUGGCAAUGAAAUGUUAUACCUCGUAAUAUGUACAAUGUUAACCUCAUAAUGUUAGAACUAAGUAAUAAGCACUCCGUCCGUUCAUGUUGCAUUGAGGAGGGGAGGGAAGUUGUGGAGGUGGAAGAGUUGGUUCUAAAAGGUAGUUUCAACAAACAAAUCCUUGGUUCUUUCUUUAGUCAGCCACCUGAUUGGGAAAGCCACCAGUCGUAACUGACAGGCUAUUGAAAACCUUUUUUUAUUUUUUUGAAAUGUUUAUGUCCGACAGUUGCCAACAGGCCAACACUUAGGGGAAAAAAAGUGAAUCCGGGUGAGUUUCCCCUGGAAUUAAUAGUUUUAUACGUUUCGAUUAAUCUGUGAGGCUGCUGUGAAAAUGAGGAAGAAAACUCUUUAUUUAAACAGGUUCGUGCUUUCUUGACCUACCCGGGCUGCUGCCCCAUUGAAAUAAGACGACAGAUCCUCAAUAAGGAUUCAUUACCAUACAUCGACCCAAUUCAAUCUGACCUCAGUCCAUUGAUUCCUAAAUUCAAAAUGAUCAAUAAUUUGCAGUUCUCGAGGCACUGUUUUGAAAUCGUCAGUCUUCUGAUGGUAUUUUUUAAAAAUAUACAAAUCAUUUAGGAAGAUUUGGCAUGUAGUUAUUUUUUCAAAUUGCAUCUUGUUUGUGGCUUGUGCUUUCACUUGAUUUAAAGUACCCCGAGGGAUAAUGGACUUGGCUUAUGCACUUUUAAAUAAAUAUAUAUAUAUAUAUAUAUAUCUCUACACACAUUAUUUAAACAUUAAAAGCUUUCUGCCAGCUCAGUAGCUCGAGCAGUUUAGCAUGACUCUUGUUGAAGAAGCAGAGGGAUUCAAGCCUUAGAUGUUGUUCUGAGUUAACCCACAAGGUAGAACCUUUCAUAGAGCAGGGCAAUCACUGAUCCAACUAUUCUCAAUAACCCUUCUGGCACUGCAACCCUACAGGAUGGAGAGAAGAAUAAUUGGCACAUUUAUUAUCACACAUUUGUCUCCUUCAACUCAAUCUAUCUUUUCGUGAUGGUUGGGUGGGGAUUAAGGGCAAUUUGGUUAGGAAGAAACCAUUCCUGAAGGACACAUAAUGUAAGAUGACUGAAAGGUUUUACCAUCUCUUUUAAAUGUUUGGUCUAUAAAAUUCUGUUUGAACUACACUUCGGUAUUUGAAUGAAUUCUGCGGUUACUCUGCGGAUUGAUAGAAAUUGUGCUAUUUUUGGACUAUGACUAUUUUCAGAGUGGUACUCCCACAUACGUACUGAAGUCAGAAUCAAGUCAAAAUAAUUUUUGGGAUGAAUCAGAUCUAUUUUAAUGUACAUUUUAUUUCUCAAAAUGCCCGAAGCCUCACAAAAAUAUAAGAGUUUGUCAACUUUAAACGUGCGCACGUGUCAACAGCAGGCAGCACACAUUUACAACAUCAUUACAGUAUUGAGCACUUCGAUGUAUAGGUUAAGAAAAUGAUCUGUUUGUGCAUUAUAAACACAGCUUUAGUGUUAUAUGACAGACUCUUAACUGCUAACAUAAGUGGGUGAAAUUGUAUUGUCAAAUAAAUAAAUAAAUGAAUAAAUAGUGUUACUUUUUUUCUUAAA